CCUCCGCACGUUUUGCUUCCGGGUCCUGGAUGAAGCGCUCACUUUGUCUCCCGCAGUCCGUCCACUCGCAGCCGUUUGCGGGUUCGUUGCGUGAUGUAUCAUCAGCCGGUGCUAAAGAACAGGCGCACUCUGCUCGAGAGAGCGGAGAAGUUCGUCUCCGAUGUCUACUUCACCGACUGCAAUCUGAGAGGACGACUUUAUGGAGACUCUCGCCCUCUGGACUCUCUCUCUUCCUUCUUGUCCCUGGAACGAAUCACAUUCGCAGAAGCCUCCAAGCAGAACUUUGAGCCGUAUAAAGUUGGCAGCACCUUCGGGCCAACGUGGUGGACGUGCUGGUUUAAAGUGACCCUGACGGUCCCCGAGUCCUGGAGGGGGAAGGAGGUCCAUCUGCGGUGGGAGAGCGAUGGAGAAGCCAUGGUUUGGAGAGACGGGCAGCCGGUGCAGGGUCUGACUAAAGAGGGCGAGAAGACCAGUUACAUCCUGUCUGACUGCCUGGAGGAUGCGGAGCCCCACAGCCUCACCCUGUACGUGGAGACGGCCUGUAAUGGGCUGUUUGGCGCGGGUCAGGGGUCCGCGAUCGCCGCCCCAGACCCCGACAGGAUGUUCUCUGUCCAGAGAGCGGAGCUGGUCGUGUUCAACCGCGAGGUGAGGGAGCUGCUGACGGAUUUGGAGACGCUGGUCGACACCGUGAAGGUACGUCCGCCGGCACGUUUAAGGACGCGGGCCGAGUGCUGGCGCCCUCUGUGUGGUCCACAGGAGCUGGGCGAGGGGGAGCAGCGGGGCUUCCAGGCGCUGUUCGCGGCCAACGAGAUGGUGAACCUGUGCGACCCCUUCGACGCCGGCUCGUUCCCCGGGGCGCGCGCUCUGGCGCGCGGCUUCUUCGGCCAGAAGAACGGACAGAGCCAGCACACGGUCCACGCCAUGGGCCACUGCCACAUCGACACGGCCUGGCUCUGGCCUUACGAGGAGACCAUUCGCAAAUGUGGUCGAAGUUGGGUGACGACCAUUCGUUUGAUGGAAAAGAACCCAGACUUUGUGUUUACUUGCUCUCAGGCUCAACAGUUCCAGUGGGUUAAAAGCUGGUACCCGGGACUCUUCUCGCAGAUUCAGCACUUUGUCAAGAAAGGCCAGUUCGUUCCAGUGGGAGGAACAUGGGUGGAAAUGGAUGGGAACCUGCCGUCAGGCGAGUCCAUGGUCCGCCAGUUCCUGCAGGGACAGCGCUUCUUCAGCCAAGAGUUUGGACUCCACUGCAAAGAGUUCUGGCUUCCAGACACUUUCGGCUACUCGGCACAGCUUCCUCAAAUCAUGCAGGGAUGUGGGAUUUCCAACUUUUUGACGCAGAAGCUGAGCUGGAAUCUGGUCAACACCUUCCCCCACAACACAUUUUUUUGGGAAGGUCUAGACGGCUCAAGGGUUUUAACUCACUUCCCACCAGGAAAUUCCUAUGAAAUGAAGGGCAAAAUCGAAGACCUUGUGAAAACGGUGAGGAACAACAAAGACAAAGGCAGAGCCAAUCACAGCGCAGCGCUGUUUGGUUUCGGGGAUGGUGGCGGCGGACCCACACAGCUGAUGCUGGACAGACUGGACCGGGUCAAGGACACGGACGGACUUCCGAAAGUCCAGAUGUCGAGUCCAGACAAGCUGUUCUCGCAGCUUCGCGCUGACUCAGCUCUGCUGUGUACGUGGGCCGGAGAGCUGUUUCUGGAGCUUCACAAUGGCACCUACACCACGCAGGCGCAGAUCAAACGUGGGAACCGCGAGUGUGAGGCGCUCCUCCACGACGCCGAGGUGGCCUGCUGCCUGGCGCUGGGCCGAGACCGCACCUUCCAGUACCCCGACCAGAAGCUCCAGGAGCUGUGGAGGCUGCUUCUCCUCAACCAGUUCCAUGACGUGAUCCCCGGCAGCUGUAUAGAGAUGGUCGUGGACGAUGCCCUGAAGUAUUACGAAGACAUCCGUAGGGACGGCGGUGCCGUGCUGCAGGAGGCGUGCGGAGCCCUGGGCUCCAGAGGAACCGCUGCUGGCGUGUUCAACUCGCUGCCGUGGGAGCGUCAUGAAGUCAUCCAGACUGCGGGUGGCGCCGGUGGACCUGCUCUGGCGCUGGUCCGCGUCCCCAGCGUCGGUUUGUCCCUCAUCGAGGAGACGCAGCCUGCGACUCCGGUCUCCGUCACUGUUCAGGCCGACGGCACCGUCCUCAUGGAGAAUGGGAUUUUACGGACGGUCGUCAACAAAGACGGCACCCUGGCGUCGCUGUGUUUGAUUGAUGCCAACAGGGAAGCCAUCUCCGACGGUUGUCAUGGGAACCAGUUUGUCAUGUUUGACGACGUCCCCUUGUACUGGGACGCGUGGGAUGUGAUGGACUACCACCUCCAGACCAGGAAGCCGCAGCAGGAGGUGGUGCAGCCUGUUUGCGUGGCGCGUCCCGGCGGGCUCCGCGGCAGCGUCCGCUUCAGCCUGAGAGUCGGCGAGAGGAGCAGCGUCACGCAGGAGGUCGUCAUGGACGCCACGUGUCCCUACGUCAGGUUCCACACAGAGGUGACGUGGGCGGAGUCACACAAGUUCCUCAAGGUGGAGUUUCCCGUGCGGGUGCACAGCCCCAACGCUACGUACGAGAUCCAGUUCGGACACGCGCAGAGGCCCACGCACAUGAACACGUCCUGGGACUGGGCCCGGUUUGAGGUCUGGGCUCAUAAAUGGAGCGACUUGUCCGAGCACAACUUUGGAGUGGCUCUGCUGAAUGACUGUAAAUACGGAUGCUCGGUCCGCAAAAACACCAUGACGCUGUCCCUGCUGCGAGCGGCUAAAGCCCCAGACGCCAACGCUGACAUGGGCACUCACCAUUUUACAUAUGCAGUCAUGCCGCAUGCAGGAUCCUUCCAAGACGCCGCCGUCAUCCGCUGCGCAUAUAACCUGAACUUCCCUCUGAGGUUGAUGGGAUGCUCCCCGGACACCGUGCCCUGGAGUGCCUUCUCCGUCAGCAGUGAAGCAGUCGUGCUUGAGACAAUAAAGCAGGCUGAGGGCAGGAAGGGAGCCUUUGUUGUGCGACUGUAUGAGUCACACGGAAGCAGCGUGACUGCGACCCUGUCCACGAGGCUCCCAGUGAAGGAGGCCUGGAUCUGUGACCUCCUGGAGAAGCAGGACCCCACCCAGCCGGCGCUGAUCACGACGGGCGGAGUUACUCUGACCUUCAGACCCUUUCAAAUCGUGUCACUUCUGCUCAUCCUGUGACACGUGUACGGCACAUUCGAACAUCUCAGGGUAAUUAGAUUCAGUGUGUUUGUAAUUGCCACAUCCCACAAUACAUUGUAGUGUGAAUAAAGAUUUGUGAAGGCAUCAACAA
This is a messenger RNA of Betta splendens (Siamese fighting fish), 3337 nucleotides long. It is a transcript of the gene man2c1, whose product is annotated as mannosidase, alpha, class 2C, member 1. Gene Ontology annotation, biological process: mannose metabolic process; oligosaccharide catabolic process. The transcript has 25 exons. Gene Ontology annotation, molecular function: alpha-mannosidase activity; carbohydrate binding. The record is from RefSeq and is a predicted model, not a curated record. Bases 94 to 3225 code for a protein of 1043 amino acids. Lineage: Eukaryota; Metazoa; Chordata; Actinopteri; Anabantiformes; Osphronemidae.